Messenger RNA from Hirundo rustica (Barn swallow), 3586 nucleotides. RefSeq names its product FERM domain containing 7 (gene FRMD7). Gene Ontology annotation, molecular function: cytoskeletal protein binding; guanyl-nucleotide exchange factor activity. The record is from RefSeq and is a predicted model, not a curated record. Gene Ontology annotation, cellular component: cytoskeleton. Lineage: Eukaryota; Metazoa; Chordata; Aves; Passeriformes; Hirundinidae.
CACAUGGAGGCCUUUCAAUAAAUAUUUUAUUUUAUAGCUCUGUCCAGUCUCUGUUUCAGGUCAGCCUUCCUAAGGCAUCAUGUGGAGCAGAUUCACAGGGAAAAGCAGGUUGGCUUUGACUUUCAGGCUCCUUCUUGUCCUGGUUAGCAGAAGACUACACUUUUCCAUGGGUAAAAAGCUCUAUGGUCUUUUUCUCUGCACCAGAGAUGACAAUGUAUUAUGUUGCUCUGAUGGCCUCUGUCUUGACAUCCCCAGGAAUAUUUGGGAAGUGUAAGAGAGGCCAUGGCAAAUGAUCUGGAGUGACUUACAAUGGAAGUUUCAGUAGAAACAGGCAAGGGAGCACCAAACAAAAUCUCUGCAGCACUAAAUGCGGCUUUUUUGGUUCACUGAGCCAUUUUUCUAUCACUCUGGGUCCCACAGGAUCGUGUGUGGUUGUGACUUUUUCCAGCAGCAACAAUAAUGAUCUCCCCUAUGCCAGUCCCAUGCCUGCCUUUGGCACUGCUCAGUGCAUUUAUUUCUGAAAGUGGGGGCUCCUGCUCAAAGGCUGCUUUCACCCAAAAACUCAGUGAGGUGGUCUCUGAUGGGUGAGAGGAACCAGAGGGGUCAGACAGCUCUUUGUGGCUCUGCAGCAGCUGGGACAGAAAAGCAGCACAAGCAUCCCCAGGCACUCACCACACCAAGCAAGGCUGCACACAGCAGCCUGGGCUGAGCCCGGGGAUCUGAGGGUGGGUGGGUGGCUCUGGCACUCCAAGGAUGAGCUGAUGAGUGAGGACGUGGACUUUUUGGAUUUGAAAUGGGAACCAGGUUGUUGCAAAGGCUUGUGAGACUUCACUAAGCUGCUCAACCAGGGUGUGAGCUGGGAAUUAGGAGCAGGUUCUCCUUUGCCUCUCCAGGAAGGACUCACAGCUGGUUUUAAGUCCAGUUGGAAACAUUUUCCAGUCUUUGGUGAAGUGCAUCAGCCUGUCCACACAUCACUCAGUGGACAGGACACAAUCUGCCCACCCCACGGAGGCAUCACAGCUGCCAGCCAGCUGCUCUCCCAGUGCACCUUAACCAGAGCAGAGCAAGGGUGACACUCACUGCUGGGUGAUUUUGGCAGGAGAGAUGCUCAGCUCUUCUCCCCUGACCCCAUGGUACCAAGCAUGGGCUUGUUUUGCCCUUGCAUUGCUCACCACCAGCUGUAAGAGCUGAGUGUUUAUCUCAGCCCCAUUAUUGCCAAUCUUCUCCCUAUUAAUACACCCAUGAUUCACAGGCAGAAAACAUUUUUUAUUGCAGUGAUGACAUUUAAACCAAGGGAGGUAUUGGUUUGUUGGGGUUUUUUAAAAUUAGUUUUUAGGCAGUCAGCUCAUUUGCUCCAGCCUCCAUUCCACAUCUGUGACUGCAGCCUUCUUCAUCCAGCUGAGAGGGAAGCUCUCAGCUCUCUUGUGUGAAAGAGGAGUCAGGGCUCCCUUCCUGGCUCCUGGCUCACACUGCUAGGACUGCUGUGCCUGAUGCACACCCAGCUGCAUGCUCGAGGAUGCUGCACCUGAAGGUCCAGUUCCUGGAUGAUUCCCAGAAGAUCUUUGUAGUUGAUCAAAAAUCCUGUGGGAAAAGGCUCUUCAACCUCACCUGCAGCCACCUCAACCUUGUGGAGAAGGAGUACUUUGGGCUGGCGUUUCACAGCCAGGCUGGGAACCAGGUCUGGUUGGAACCACUAAAACCCAUAACAAAGCAAGUCAAAAAUCCUAAGGAGGUUCUUUUCAAAUUUAUGGUGAACUUUUUCCCAGUGGACCCCAGCCACCUGAGAGAAGAACUGACCAGAUACCUCUUCACCCUCCAGAUGAAGAAGGACCUGGCACAGGGGCGGCUGCCCUGCAGUGACAAGAGUGCGGCGCUGCUUGUCUCCCACCUGCUGCAGUCCAAGCUGGGUGACUUUCACGAGGAGACAGACCAGCAGCACCUGGCCACACAAAGGUACCUGCCCAACCAGGAGUACCUGGACAACAAUAUCAUGCACUAUCACCGGAAACACAGAGGGAAGACGCUGGCCGAGUCGGAUGUUCAGCUGCUGGAAGUGGCCAGGAAGCUGGAGAUGUAUGAGAUCCACUUGCACCCCGCCAGCAACAGCGAGGGGGCACAGAUCAACCUGGCCGUGACACACAUGGGGGUGCUGGUGCUGCGGGGCAAUACAAAGAUCAACACCUUCAACUGGUCCAAAAUUCGCAAACUGAGUUUCAAGAGGAAGCAUUUUCUCAUCAAGCUCUAUGCAAACAUCUCGGCGCUGUGCAAGGACACGCUGGAGUUCACUAUGGUGAGCCAGGACACCUGCAAGGCCUUCUGGAAAUGUGUAGAGUACCAUGCCUUUUUCAGGCUCUUUGAAGAGCCCAAGUCAAAGCCCAAAGCCCUUCUGUGCAGCAAAGGUUACAGCUUCUGCUACAGUGGGAGGACUCAGCGGCAGCGGCUGAAGCACGGGAGGAAGGCUAAGAUGAAGAGCCUGCCCUUUGAGAGGAAACACUACACAUCCUGCUAUGAUGAGAGGCAGUGCCACUCCUCCCCAGACCUCCUGAUGGAUGCAUCAAAGCAGAUGGAGGAGCUGUGCCUGGCCUAUGGCAGCCGGGGCUCCUACCACACCAACGGAGUGCAUGGCUCUGAGCCCACCCUGGACAGCCGGCGCCGCAGCUCCACCAUGGAGGUGAUGUUUGCCACUGAGCUGGAGCGCUCCAAGCCCGAAGCAUCCCCCAUCUUCCUGCCCCACUCCAAAGGCUUGUCUACCUUCCCCCUGCUCUACACCGAGCUGGAGAUGGAGCGGGCGUGGGAGUCCAUUGACCUCUUUGGAGCCAGGAAUCCCUUGACAUCCUUUCGGCCCCACCAGUUCUCUGGGAACAGUAACACCUCUGUGGGCAACAUGCAGGAAGUGAGCACCUGGCCGCUGGUGUACAUGGAUGUGCCCUGUCCCCUGCCCAUGGUGGCCCUGGCCCCCCCUGUGCUCUUCUAUCUGGACAAGGUGGUGCAGUCCCCAGGCCCUGCACUGGCCCCUGGCGAGGACACAGCAGGACCAGUUGGUGCAAGUGGCCCCGUGGCAGAAAGCCCCCCCCAACAGAGCCCAAGUGGGACCCAGGCUGGGCAGUUCCAUCAUGAGGCUGCAGGCACAGCCAUGGGCAUAUGCAUGGUGGGGGAGAACAGGUCACUGGCUCGCUCCUUCGAUUACAGCCUUCAGGAGCAGCCUCCCAGGCAGUCUUGGAGCCAGUCAGACAUGAAAACCAUCCACUUCCCCUACAGCUCUGAGUUCAGGCCACUGGGGCUGUGCCCUGCACUGAACAGCUGGAAAGGGGGUGUUUUUUGGCACAUCCUAGCCCAGCAAGGGUUGGCUCCGGAGCUGCGGCGCUCCACCGAGCACUACCUGGGCAGCAGCACCGAGUCCAGAGACUCUGACUCAGACCUGCUGGCUGCUGACUACUGCUCCCUGUACGGCCGGCCAGUGCUGCGCUCACCCAUUGCCCAUGUGCGGCUCUCCUCGGGCAGCCUCCAACUGGAUGAGGAGGUGUCCUUUGCCACCAGUGCUGCAGAAGAGAGGAUUUCCAGAGGGGUCUCCAGGUAUUUCACCUAG